UGUCAAGCGCUGGACGCCACGGCGGAGUGUGAAUAAGCGGCUUUACACAUCUGAACCUUUCCCGAGAAUUAAGGAGAAAAAAAGGAGAAACCCCGGAGAUCAGCGCUGGGUGGAUUUGGGGCACAUGGAAACGCAAUGUUGCUGGAAAUACGGCGGUGGACUUUAUCAUAGUUUCACUCGAGUGGAGGCAAAGUGAGCUGCGUGAUAAACAUGCUCACCCCGGUGUUGGCCUCCCUGCUGCCUCUCCUGCUCCUCUGUCGGAUUUCUUUCUGCCAAUAUUCAAGUGACCAGUGCAGCUGGAAGGGCAGUGGUCUAACCCAUGAGGGCCACACCAGGGAUGUGGAACAGGUGUACUUGCGUUGCUCCCAAGGCUCUCUGGAGUGGCUCUAUCCCACGGGGGCCAUCAUUGUCAACCUCCGACCCAACACCAUCUCCCCUGCAGCCACACGCCUCUCUGUCUGUAUCAAACCCUCCACAGAUUCCAGUGGCACCAACGUCUACCUGGACCGAAAUGGAAAGCUGCGGUUACUGCUGCAUGAAGAAGACCAGGCUCAGGGCAAGGUGCACUGCUUCAGCAUUCAGGAGGGGGCGCUUUUCAUCGAGGCUGUCCCGCACAUGGACAUCAGCCGCCGGAUCACAGCGUUCCAGUACGAGCUGGUCAGCGACAGGCUGGGACCAGAGGCGCAUUCACUGGGUGCACCCUGUCAGCCCUGCAGUGACGCUGAGAUGCUUCUAGCAGUCUGCACCAACGACUUUGUGGCACGGGGCAGCAUUAAGAAGGUGGAGCAGGAGGAGGAGCACUCGUCUGUCAUCGUGCAGAUCAGUCGCCUCUACAGACAGAAGACCCAGGUCUUUGUGUCUGGGGGUGUGAGAGCACGAAGCUGGACUGGUCGCAUCAAGAUGCCACCUCAAUGUGGGGUGAAGUCUGGUGACGGUGAAUUCCUCUUCACCGGGACAGUGAGGUUUGGGGAGGCCUGGAUGGGCUGUGCCCCACGCUACAAAGACUUCCUACGGUUGUACCAUGAGGCGCAGCAGCAGGGGAACAACCCUUGUCAUGUGGACACUGACUGAGCAGAUGACUUGCCCAUGCUUGGCAAAAAGGACACUGGGUGGGGAGGAGAGCUGAACCAAGUGUUCAUGCUGAGGAGAGAAAGAGACUGACAUACUGGCCCAGUGGCACAGCCUCUCUCCUCUCCUGCUGUCUCAGACUCUUUGGAGACAAAGAGCGGAGCUCCCGAAUGUUGCCAAGCAGCAUGCUAGCUGGACUCCAAGUUGAACGUGAUGCAAAGAGGAAUGUGUCCGGACUGCCUUUUUUGCAGAUGAGGAACUUCCAGGUUUUAAAUGUAGCAGACCCUAUUUGGUUUUUAUGUGUAUAAAAUGUGAAUGAACAUUGUAUAUUUUGAAGCUCCACAUGCUUUGUAAAAAGCUUGAUGUACAGUUCUGAAGUUAUUUCUUAUGAAAGAAAUAUAUAAAGUUAAAGCCUCUUUUUAUUUUGUUAAAAAAAAAGAUUCACAAUUUAAUGCCUGAAUUGACGUGCUUUUCAGGUUGUACAAUUGUAAAAAAAAACAAAAACAAACAAGAAACGCAACAAAAGAAGCAAAAUCUUUUUUUUUUGCCCCUUGAGAAUAAAAGCUUUUAUUCCUUGGAACAGCGAUCAUCUCUGGUGUUUAUAUGUAAAAUAAAUAAUUGAAUAACUUAA
Scomber japonicus (chub mackerel) is the source of this 1699-nucleotide messenger RNA. It is a transcript of the gene metrnla, whose product is annotated as meteorin like, glial cell differentiation regulator a. Gene Ontology annotation, biological process: energy homeostasis; positive regulation of brown fat cell differentiation. The transcript is spliced from 4 exons. Bases 211 to 1071 code for a protein of 286 amino acids. The record is from RefSeq and is a predicted model, not a curated record. NCBI's taxonomy places the organism in Eukaryota, Metazoa, Chordata, Actinopteri, Scombriformes, Scombridae. Gene Ontology annotation, molecular function: hormone activity.